This is a messenger RNA of Cuscuta campestris, 2043 nucleotides long. Lineage: Eukaryota; Viridiplantae; Streptophyta; Magnoliopsida; Solanales; Convolvulaceae. The record is from the annotation of a GenBank genome assembly.
AACAUUUAUAGGGAUUAAAACAACCAAUGCAAUACUUUACCCUCCAAGUAAUAGAGCUGAUUUACUCAAAAAGGAAAACAAUGGAGGGAAUUCAAAACGCCACAAAUCCUCCGUACUCCCUAAUGCACGCAAAUACCCCUGUCCAUAUGUCACCAUCAAAGACCUCUGUCCCAUGGUUAAUCGACGCCGGUUGAGCUUUUGUGCACCAGGCGCCAAAACUCAUCCAGCCGUCCACGUGUCGCCAUCUGCCAAACCACAGCGAGUCACUCCGUUACCCCGCCUCUCUAUUCAUCGUCCAACCCCACGUCCCCACCACCUGGCUCCAAGAAAAUACAGUCAAGAAGAAUUUGCAGGCCAAGCACAAGUUCCUCAUGGUGGAAUGUUGUGAUACCUGUGGUGAUAUUGGGAUUAAAGAAACAAUCAUUACUUGUGCUAAGUGCAAAGUUAGCCAAGAACAUAUCUAUUGCACCCGAGAGUUUUGCGAGGGCCCCACAGACGACUGGCAAUGUGAGGAAUGCAGCCACAGGAACGAGGACAUGUUAUUGUUUAGGAAAACUCUGAGUAGUUCUGAGGCACCAAAGCUGAUAACCAAGAACUCGCGGUCCAAAAAGCUGCAACAAGGUCGUGUUAACUGGGAAAAGAAAGUUCUCAAGGGGAGAACAAAGUAUCUUUCUGUUGAAGAAGUGCUAAAGUUACCGGAACAACAAACUGUUGUUUCCAGUGUAAAAGAAUCUCUUCACUUAACUCCACUAUCACAUAGGAAACGCAAACCAACCCCACUAUCACCUAAGAAACAAAAACCAACUCCUAUGUCACCUAAGAAACCCAUUCCCACUCCAUUGCCAAGGAAAGCUGUCAAUCCCAGGGAUACACUGGCUCCUAAUUGUCAGCCACCAAAGAAGAUUCAUAAGGUGCCAAAAGGUCCAGAUGUCAAGAAAUGUUCGAAUGACCCACUCAUUCAUCCCUCCUGGAAAGGGAGCUUCAGCAUUUGUGACAAUCUAAACUUUCAUGGAUUCCAAGCUCAUCACUCAUCAAAAGCAUGCCAAAAGGUUGUUGAGUUUACGAAGCUGUUGCCCGACAUUCUUGAUUUCAAAGUAGUUCCAAGAGGGAGUGUUUGGGCCAAGUUAUUCCAUGACCACUGCCCUACGAAAGACGAUGUAGGACUCUAUGUAUUUCCCACUGACAUGGAAAGGUCCAAAGAAUAUAUGACCCUUUUAGAGUUGAUACGAGGCAAAGACGUGGUGAUGAUCAAGCAGAUUGGAAAUGUAGAAAUGCUCGUCUUUGCAUCCACGGUUCUGCAACUAGACUGUCAGAAGGUGAGAGGGAGACACUUCCUCUGGGCAUUGUUUCACCCUGUGGGCAAAAUGGGCAAACCAAACUAUCUAAAAUAUGCCGACAAAGAGGCAGGCAAUAUUUGCAUCCAUGAAACGGACAAAUCAGAUUCACAGCUUGAAAUGACAGAAAGGGAAGGAGCAAUAGUAGAAGUGUAUGACAAUGUGGAGGCUGUUGACAUGGAGAUAGACAUGAUGGGAGGGCAAAACUUGGGCAAUGCAGAUGUGGUGGUUCCCCAUAGCCACUCUAGAGACAAUCAUCAUUCCCUUUUGGCCCUCCCCAACAUUGAAAGGAAAGUGUUUCCAGAAGUUCUUCCGGGUUCCAAACCAAAGUGUGGUGGUCCUCCCACUUCCAAGACGGCCCUACUCCCUGUCAAAGUAGAGCCGUGCGAGGACGUGCCCCCUGGUUUUAAGCCGCGAAGGGUACCCCUACCAACUGGAGUGCACUUUGUCUCUGAGAGGGAAUAGGGAUUGAUGGUUAGAAGAUGAGUUGACAUUUUACAUGGUAAGAUAGGCAAAAGCUUGUGUCUAUAACAUCCUUUUAUAUGUAGCUUUGAUACUUCAGAAGUAGCUUUAACACGCAUGCCUCCUAAUUAAGUUCACAUUUCCAUGUUAGGUAAAAUUGAGAACUAAGUUUGGUCUUCACUUUUGAACAUAGGAAGUGUAUAUUACAAAGUAAGUGCUUUAUUUUGAAUGAAUGUGGACAAGCAUU